Molecule: messenger RNA, 1080 nt
Organism: Acaulospora colombiana
Lineage: Eukaryota; Fungi; Glomeromycota; Glomeromycetes; Diversisporales; Acaulosporaceae
Source: the annotation of a GenBank genome assembly
AUGGCCGUAUUCAAGGGCGUGGCGCCACUUCGCAACUUUUUCAACGUAAUUUACCUAGUAACUUUUGACAGGUGUUUUAGAAUGUCAGCAAGUGAUUUGGUGAAAAAUAGCGAAGAAACGAGUUCUUCAAUACCAACAACUGAAGACUUUGCUUCCGAUCCACACGCACACUUUGUUGAAGCAACGGGUAAAUGGGUAUAUACAAACGACGACGGUUCUACCUGGGAAUAUGACGAAUCGCAACAACAAUGGCAACAAGUGGACGAAGAUAUUUUAGUGAAAACUCAACAGCUUGCCUAUGCGGUUCCUGGUGUUGACGAAAGCGAACCUGCUGCUCCAGUACGGGUUAAACGAAAAAAUGUAUAUACCAUCGAUGAUGUACGUGGUCCAAAAAUAAAACUCUAUAAAGAUGAUCAGAAUCGUCUUAAAGGUGAUGCACUUGUGACUUAUUUAAAAGAAGAAUCUGUAACUCUAGCUUGCCAAUUAUUGGAUGAAACUGAUCUUCGCCCGGAUGAAGCUUCUAAAAUACGAGUGCAAAAGGCACAAUUCAAAGAGAAGGAUCCAAAAUCUUCAGUAGAAGGUCAAGGUAGUGAUCAGAAUAAAAAUAUUAAUGGAAAAUCUGAUAAACGAAAGGUCCAAAAAAAGCUGCAGCAACUUGAAAAAAAAUUGGACUGGUUCGAAGUUGAGCCCGGGAAAAAAGCCGAACGCUAUAACAAAAUAGUAAUUUUAAAACAUAUGUUUACAUUGGAAGAACUGGAGGAAGAUGUUGGUUUGAUUCUUGAUUUGAAGCAAGAAAUCCGAGAAGAGUGUGAAAAAUUAGGUGAAGUUACGAAUGUUAUCCUUUAUGAUAAAGAACCGGAUGGCGUUGUUUCGGUGAAAUUUAAGGAACAAGUUAGUGCUGAAGCAUGUGUGCUGAAGAUGAAUGGUCGUUUUUUUGCUGGUCGUCGAAUUGAAGCACAAAUUUUUGACGGAAAGCAAAAGUUUCAAAAAACUGGUGUCGCCUCUAAAGAGACAGAUGAAGAGGAAUCGGUUAGAUUGGAAAAAUAUGCUAAAUGGUUGGAACAAAAUGAUAAUAAAUAA